Molecule: messenger RNA, 1433 nt
Organism: Octopus sinensis (East Asian common octopus)
Lineage: Eukaryota; Metazoa; Mollusca; Cephalopoda; Octopoda; Octopodidae
Product: SCO-spondin-like
Exons: 7
Coding region: 16-873 (285 amino acids)
Molecular function (GO): protein binding
Source: RefSeq, a predicted model, not a curated record
ACUUUAAGCCAUUAGAUGUCAACUUCAUCCCAUAAAGUUUGGCUGAAAUCCUCAUUGUACCUGAAUUUCUGGAAAUCUCUCUUGAACCGUUCCUGGGACAGUGGAAUUACUUGGAAAACUUUACGUAACUUGUGGGAAAUUACUUGGAAAAAAAGGGUUUUUUUUACCGUUAUAUGUUGUGAAAAGAAAAAUCAUAUUUGUAUCACCACUCCCACCAUGACCACCUCCUCCUACCAAAUGGAUACUAAAUUAUUACUCUUCCUACUUCUUUUAAUCCACCCUGUGCUGUCGGUUGUGAUGACAUGGGGUCCCUGGGGAUCUCUUUCUGGCUGCUCGAAGACUUGUGGAUUUGGCACUGAAGAAAGGACACGCUAUGUUGUCGUCGACGGUAGGGAGGACGAGGAGAAAAAAGAAACUCAAAUAUCUCAAUGUUAUCUUACACACUGUCCAGUUGAUGGCAAUUGGACUUUAUGGAGCGGAUGGUCAGUGUGUACCAAGAACUGUGGUCCAGAUGGUGUCCAGAAACGAGUAAGGCUCUGUUCCGCACCAUAUCCUAGCUAUGAAGGUAAAGAUUGUACGGGACCUUCAUCAGAAACUAAGCCCUGUGAAAAUGAUCCAUGUCCCCAAGUACCUCCAGACUUUGACAUCAGUGUGUGUAAAAAAGAAAACAAAAGUAUAUUUAUAUGUAAUAGUGAGACUCACUGUAUUCCGAUGACAGAACGGUGUGAUAAAAUAUUACAUUGCAACGAUGGAAGCGAUGAACUCAGGUGUUGGUUAAAAUCUCAAAGUGCUAGCUUCAUGUCGUGGCAUUUAGUACAAGGCUUCUAUCUGACACUAUGGCCAAUGUUAACUGCACUCAUCCUGGCCAGCUGAUUCACCCCCACCCUCCUGCUAUUACUACUACUACUACUAAUACAACUACUACUACUACUGUCUGCAUCAAACACCUAUCAUCUCUCCCUCCCUCUCUCUCUCUUUCUCCCCCUCUUGCAAGCAAAAGUUGCCAGCAGCAGCAGCAGCGACAACAACAGCCAAUGGAUAACCAACCAACCAGCAGGAGCAGAAACAGUAAUCGGCCAAUCAAAUCAACCAACCAACCAACAACCGCAGCAGUAACAUCAAUUACAACAACAAAUAUGAUAAAAUAUAAAAAAGAAAUAAGGAACUGAAAAAUAAAAAAAAAAUAUCUGAUCAUUAUGCCAGUGAUGAUGAUGAUGAUGAUGGUAGUGAUGGUGGCCAUGGUGGUGGUGACAGCGAAGAGAGACAAAAAAAAAUCAGCUAUAAUAAAAAAAAAAUUGUUUUCUAAGACAGGCUCAAAGCCAUGAGUCUCGAACUAAAAAUAAUAAUAAUAAUAAUAGUUUUAUCUUUUUGCCACAAGAAUCUCUGCAAUGGGGUGGGUGAGGGGAGAAUCCAAAAUUAAUUAUGGGAAAAAA